Molecule: messenger RNA, 1866 nt
Organism: Halichondria panicea
Lineage: Eukaryota; Metazoa; Porifera; Demospongiae; Suberitida; Halichondriidae
Product: protein wntless-like
Exons: 12
Coding region: 99-1670 (523 amino acids)
Biological process (GO): Wnt protein secretion; intracellular protein transport; Wnt signaling pathway
Cellular component (GO): endomembrane system; organelle membrane
Molecular function (GO): Wnt-protein binding
Source: RefSeq, a predicted model, not a curated record
UUCAUUACCUACUCUUGUACAUUUGGGCUUGUCACCAUUAAUUUUACCACAGCCUCUGAAAUUGAGAAAGAGAUCAAUACCGUAGAUAGCUAGCUAUAAUGGCGAGUAAGAUGAGUUGCUGGAGUGUGGUGUUGAUGCUGAGUAUUCUGCUUGGCUCAACCAUUGUCUUCUUUAUCAUUGGAGCACUGGGUCCCCUGUCCACUCAGGGCGUCCACCACCCGAUGAGUCUCUGUAUAGUGCCCAGCUCCCACAAAAUUGUCUGGGACUCCAGCAAGCGAAUGAUUGACGAUGAACAAUGCAAGACAAUGGGUCGAUCUGUCUCCCUCAAUGAACUAGAAAAGGCUGAGCUGUAUCCGACAGAAAAUGCAUUGUUUUACACACCUAUUCCGUUUCUAAAAAAGAACGUGAUGUCGAGGCUUUUUCACUUCUUGAUUGUUGAUCUAGGCAUAAAUUUCAAGACGAGCGAGUAUCCCAAAAAGCUGAUGAAGCACAAUCUGAAUACGUUUCGUGCUGAGGUUUCCCUGGGCUAUCGUAACAAAAUCAGUGGACCGUGGACUAGACUGGCCAGUGGCAAUGUGUCCCGCACAGUCAGCUGUAGCCCCAACCAUAUGGGAGUGACCACAUGUGAUCACGCACACCUGUUUGAAUUGGGCAGUUGCCACCAUAAGCAGUACAUGGUCAACCUCUUCUUCCCCUCGCUGCCUCUCGAUAACAUGUACAAGGGACUCUCCCCUCUGGCCAGAGUCAGCCUCUAUGAGGUUCACCAAUCUAUGGCGUUCACAAAGCUGUGGUUUGUGCUCAAGUCAGUACUGUGUCCUAUUAGUAUAGCUGUCCUGAUAUGGUUCCGGUAUCGAAUGGGGACAGCCGACAACUCACAGCAGAGAACUCUACAACAACGUUUGAUGAGCUUCAUGGGUUACACUCUGGUAUUCUACAAUGUGCCAUUUGACUUGUUAUCUCUCUACUUCGACUGUCCCUGGCUGCUGGUCUUCAAUGACUUCAGACAAGGGCUCUACGUGGCAGCACUCUUCUCAUUCUGGAUCAUCUCCGUGCAGGAGCAUUGCAGGAAGGAUGGAGAAACUCAAACGUCCAUUGGUACCUACUGGAAAGAGAUGGGCGUGGUCUUGUUAGCAUGUACCUUCCUCUUCAUCUACGAGUUCUGUGAAAGGGGCAUACAGGUGGUGUUCCCAUUCUACAGUCUGUGGGGCAACUGGCUGAGCAUCUCAGUGGCUUGGGUAUUCAUCGGCAUAGCCAGUCUCUCAGCACUCCUCUAUCUUCUCAUGUUUUUAGUCGCCACAGUGAGGGCAUACCUUGAGCUGAGGAGGAAAGAAAAAGAAUUGUCUUCUCUUUCUGAGUCGGCUAGGAGAUCGUAUGAGGGGCUCUUUGGACAGUUCAAGUUUUUCCUGUUUGUGACUGUCCUUGUUGCAGUGUGUAGCAUAGCAACUGUUGUCCUGCCCACGGAGAUGAUGCUACAUCAGUGGCAGCAUGGGAAGAAUGAAUAUGCAGUCUAUACUGCUUUGCUGACGGGUAACUAUGGGAUGUGGAAUGCGUACACUCUCCUAAUCAUGAUUCUCUACGCUCCUUCCAAACAGAAAGCUGCAUCCAAUGGUGCGGAUGAAACAGACCCGUCCAAACUGCAGAAGUUUCUCUCCAAGCAAUCACAGAAUUGAAUACUGCAACGAUCUUACAUAAUUAUAAUUAUAGCAAUUUAAACUCAAUCAAAACACAUCUCCCUUUAUUAUACAUGUACGUAGUCGACUUGAUUACAUGCAAUCUAGACCUGUACAAUCAUUAGUACGCUUGAGUGAGUCGUCAAUAAUUUUGUCACUUCGCUGUAUAUAUAUUAUUAUUGCCAAUUCUGUGAAA